AGAUAUGUACACUUUUCAGCUUAUUUGGCAACUUGUGUUUGACUAUCAGGUCUACCAUUGGCACCAUGUGGAAGAGCUUAAAAGCAAGGGACCCAUUUAUGAUAUUCACAGGAAAACCAAUCUUGCAUUUUCACCCCGAAACUGAAGGAUCUGACCAGUAUCCAUCAUCUGUACUUAAAGUUUUGCCAUUUAUCAUGAUCUGUGAUGUGAUUGGAGAGCUACCUCAGAGGAUUACCAGACAAAGGCAUCAGUCGUUUCAGGUUCUGCAGCCUACGCACUUGCUCGACUGGACAUUUAAUAACCACGUUAACGUGCUUGUUCUAGCACCUUCUUUCUUUCGCAGCCGUUACAUAAAGUCGCUUCCUGGAGUUUUUCCAGAGGCUGAAUGAAAUAAAUUAGAGCUGAGCUGGAGCUGGGUAGAAAUGACUCCCAGCAGGUCAAAGAAUUCCCAUAGGGUACACUCUGACAGGAGGAUGAACCCCCUUCUUCUGCCCCGGGGUCAGUGGUCAGAGUCUGCACAACAAACCGUCAGGUGAGGGGUUUGAAGGAGUUAAAACGAGGACCGCCGAGGCUUCGAGCCCAGCGCUGAUCAGCACUCAGUGAUGCAGGAGGAGGAGGAGGAAGAGGAAGGAGGAGCGAGCAGAGCAGCUGAGCCUUUCUGCUUUCAGUCUCUCGUCAGCGUGUGCCAGAGCAGUUUCCUUUGCUGUGCUUCUCUGAGAAACACACACAUCAGAACUCUCUUCAUUGCUGGUUGGGGCAGAGUGCAGAGUGCUGAAUCCUUUCCUCCUCUCCGCCUGGAUCAUGCUGCCCUGGAAAAGGAGCAAGUUUGUGCUGGUGGAGAAUGAGUCCAAAAGCAAGCCGAAAAGUCUUGGAGCCGGACUGACUUAUCAUUCCCUGCUUUCGACUUUGCUCCACUCUUGUCCUGACCUCGUUCCCGACUGUCCGUUUCACUGGCUGGGGAGUGUUUUCCACAGCAAACGCCAAAAAGUGGAGCUCAACAAAGAGGAACCCACCUACAACGUGCGUUACUUGGGUAGCGCGGUUACUAUUAUGGCUAAAGGCGAAGAUUGCACGCAGGAUGCGGUGGCUAAAAUUUGGACUCGCAGCAACUACGGCGAACAGAGCGCCAAGAUGAAGCUCACCGUCGGGCCGCACGGCAUUCGCAUGGGGGUGGAUAAAGGCGGGAAGAAGAAGCCUGUCCAUCUCUAUUCCCUCAACCGUAUCACAUACUGCACCUCUGACCCCUUCCGGCCAAAGAUCUUUGCGUGGAUUUACAGGCAUCAGGUGAAGAAUAAAGCGGUGGUACUACGAUGCCAUGCCGUCCUGCUGGCGAAGGCGGAAAAGGCCCGAGCGCUAGCGCUCAGUCUGUACCAAAACUCAACGUCUGCGUUCACCGAGUUCAAACGACUUAAGCGCCAAUCUGACUUCCGUCAUUGCCAGCAACAGCUGUUGGGCGAGGACAUUGUCCCUCUUAUGCCUCUUAGGAGACUCUUGAAUGGCCAGUGCCACUACCAGCCGCCUACAGAAAAGCCUGGAAGCGCCACACGGCUGUCCUCGAUUACUGAGGAAGAGGAGGAGGAUGAGGACGCACUGAGGGAUGCUGAAUCCACCAACACUACAAACGCCAGCGCUACUGGUUCUUCUCCUCCGGAGAAAGAUUUAGGGAAGAUCGUAAAUAGACUGGAUGAGGUUUCGAUUACCAGCUGGGAUGAAGCACAGAUGACUAUCAGCACUCUGGUGUGACAUCAAAUGGAUACAGUUUAGUGUCCUCACCACUAAGCCUCUGUCCUGUCGCCUUUCCCGCCAACCCACUCCGUCUGGUACGUCCAUCGAUGCACCGUGAAACAGCCCCCCGAAACUGGGGAUAAGGCAGAGGAAGCGUUACACGAGCUGCAUGGAGAGGAAGAGCCAGAAGAA
This is a messenger RNA of Labeo rohita (rohu), 1917 nucleotides long. RefSeq names its product family with sequence similarity 43 member B (gene fam43b). The transcript has 3 exons. The coding region runs from base 802 to 1743 and encodes 313 amino acids. The record is from RefSeq and is a predicted model, not a curated record. Lineage: Eukaryota; Metazoa; Chordata; Actinopteri; Cypriniformes; Cyprinidae.